AUGUCUACAAUUCGAUGGGUGGAUCUGCUAUCCAGCGAGUCAAACCUCUCCCACUCAGUCGCGAACAACGAGGAUGUCGUUGAGAAGGCCAAGAAAAAAAAAUUCCCCUAUCAUCAGGAGAGGGACCUUAACAGUAGCUUCUUAAAUUCAUACACGGCAGAUCUGGACAACAGCAAUGUGGGAAUAAAUUUGAAGAUAAAAAAUAUGUCCAUCGUGGAGAAAACGGAGAAGGGAGAGAAUAAGCCCCUUCUAAGUGCGGAUAAAACCAGUGGGCAAAUGACCCCAUGGCGAAAUGACAACCAAAUGGAAAGGACUCUCCCCAGUGUAGCUCCAGACGGGGCGAUAAAACACACAGGAGAAGGACAAUCAGAGAAGAGCACGGAAGGAGUGCCCCCCAAGGAUUCAAAAAACGUGCAUAGUAAUGAAGACGAACAAACAGAUCUCCUACCAAAUGUGGUGGUGAAGGAUGUCAUAAAGGAGAAAAACUGUGUGAGUGAGGAAUUGGUGAGUCCCUCCCAGGGGGAGCUAAACCAGCAAGAGAAGUCAAUCCCAAAGGUGGAUUCCGCCAGCGAACCAACCAAUGGAAAUACCGUCCUGGAAAGGACGAAUAAAACGGGGAAGGAGUACCCCAAUGCAGAGAACACCCCAGAGGAGGAAGACACCAAAAAGGAACUGCUCAGAAGAGUCAGCGCGGGGAGUGAAAAUAGUCAAUCCGCAAUCGAAGGUGCAAAGAGGGGAAGUGAAAAAAGACAAAGUGAUGGGAAGAAGAGAAACUCAUCAAACGUAUCUGCACUGACCAAAGGAAACAGGAGCAACAGAAUAAAAAAUGUCUCUGUGGAUAAGGAGUCGAUACAGAAUUCGUACUUUGCUCGAUACAUUGUGAACAAGGGGGGUGACAGCACGAAAACCGCCAAGAAUGCGAAGAAUGGGAACACCGCCAAUUUCGCCAACACUGACAACGCCGCCAACGCCGCCAGCACUGUAGCAGGGGGAAACGUACCGGGGUGCAGUUUAAUAAUGAAGGCUCCCAACCAGAGGGAGGAGGCCGAAGUGUCCAAGGGGACGCCCCAUAAGGGGAAGAAGAGGAAAGACAGAGCCGUUCUGGGCGAGAACAGCACGGCGUCGAAAUUCAACUUCACGCUGUCGCACGACGUCACGGUGGAUGACAACAACGUACCGCUGAACCCGGCCAAGAAGGUGAAAAGCAGGCUCAAGCAGAGGGGUGCCGCGCAAAAGGACGCCGAAAAGGACGCGGAAAAGGAAGCAGCCAAUGUGGCUAUAACAGAAGGUACAAAUGUAGUGCCCGCUCCACCCGGGAAAACACUCCCAGACAGGGCAACCAAAGUGCUGACGAAGAGCCCCAUUGCAGAUGCCACCGAACUGGCCAAGCAACACAACAAUAAUUUAGGAAUAAUGGAAGAUAUGCCCAAUAUGCGCACCCCCCAGAAAAGUCACAUACCUGCCCCAAGUCACUAUAAGCACCGGACCAGCGACAAUAUCGACAUGGAGAAGUUUAGAAACUUCGACGCCAAUUUUAUUAACUACUUGGGAGACAUACGGAGCCACUUCAGUGACCCCUUUGUCAACUCUAAUAGCAAUCGAGUGAACAGCCGCCUUAAAGAAAUUGCCGUAGGGAAAUCCACGAAGGAAUACAAAAAUUACGUCAAGGUGGUGAAAUAUGAGGAAAGGAUGGAUGACGACCCCAGGACGCCCAACGCGUAUGAGAAUGUUACGAAUGCCAAGUUUCAGGCGAAGUACAAUUUGUGGAGGAAGAAGCUGCACAAGUUUGACUCCAUCGGGUAG
Molecule: messenger RNA, 1803 nt
Organism: Plasmodium inui San Antonio 1
Lineage: Eukaryota; Apicomplexa; Aconoidasida; Haemosporida; Plasmodiidae
Exons: 2
Coding region: 1-1803 (600 amino acids)
Biological process (GO): mRNA transport; mRNA 3'-end processing by stem-loop binding and cleavage
Cellular component (GO): histone pre-mRNA 3'end processing complex; cytoplasm
Molecular function (GO): mRNA binding; histone pre-mRNA stem-loop binding
Source: RefSeq, a predicted model, not a curated record